AUGAAGAAAAUUCUAGAACAGCAGAGCCGUUUAUCUCGAAAACAUAGCAGGAUCACUGAGGAGACUAAGAAGACAUGUUCAGAGUGGCCUUUACCAUGCAACAUCUCUCUGUUUCUUCCAGAAUUUCCCAUCAGGUUGCAGGAAGGCCAGAAUCAAUUGGAGUUUCUUGGUAUCAUUGCAAAAGGUUGCUAUGGACUAAUCUUGAAAGCCAAAGACCACAGACGAGAGAACAUCUAUGCUGUGAAAAUUUUGUCAAAAGCAGAAGUUCUGCGUAGAAGCCUGUUAAAGCAGUGCAAGGAAGAGGGGAUCAUUCAGAGACAACUUAGAGGACCAUUUGUGCAUAGGCUGGAAGACUGCUGGCAAUCCCUACAUCACAUCUUCAUUAUGUGUGAAUAUUGCAGUGCAGGGGACCUCCACAGACUUUGGUCAGAGAAUGGGCAAUUUCCAGAGAAAACUAUUCGGGUGUAUGCUGCAGAAAUUGGCUCUGCGCUUGGGUUUCUCCAUGAUUUUGGAAUUAUUCACCGGGAUGUGAAGAUGGAAAACAUACUACUGGAUAGCAGAGGGCACCUGAAACUUACUGAUUUUGGGCUGUCGCGACAGCUUAAACGAGGACAGAAGACAUACACUAUCUGUGGGACAAUGCAGUACACUGCCCCAGAAGUCCUGAGUGGUGGUCCAUAUAAUCAUACUGCUGACUGGUGGUCUUUGGGGAUCCUUUUGUUCUCCUUAAGAACUGGAGAGUUGCUCUGCAAAAACCCUCUGCGGCGGCUUCACUUAUUCAGUCAGUUCCAGAAUCAUCCAUUUUUUCAUGGGUUAAACUUUGAUCCUGUUCUUCUUCAAAAAUUGCAGAUGGAAUUCAACCAGGAUGUGGAAAGAACAAUGGCAAUGCAAGAAGUAGAUCCUUUUCAGGACUUCGACCAUGACCUUGUGACAUUAUUUGCCUUCCCAUCUCCAGUAUGA
Messenger RNA from Protopterus annectens (West African lungfish), 960 nucleotides. RefSeq names its product ribosomal protein S6 kinase related (gene RSKR). Gene Ontology annotation, biological process: protein phosphorylation. The coding region runs from base 1 to 960 and encodes 319 amino acids. The transcript is spliced from 10 exons. The record is from RefSeq and is a predicted model, not a curated record. Lineage: Eukaryota; Metazoa; Chordata; Ceratodontiformes; Protopteridae. Gene Ontology annotation, molecular function: ATP binding; protein serine/threonine kinase activity.